This is a messenger RNA of Arachis duranensis, 528 nucleotides long. RefSeq lists its product as uncharacterized. The coding region runs from base 1 to 528 and encodes 175 amino acids. The transcript has a single exon. The record is from RefSeq and is a predicted model, not a curated record. NCBI's taxonomy places the organism in Eukaryota, Viridiplantae, Streptophyta, Magnoliopsida, Fabales, Fabaceae.
AUGGUUCAUCGUGGUCAAAACGCUAAUGACGUGUUGGCUCGAUUGCAUGUCAAUCAAAUUGGUGAAUGUUAUGAGGUUAGGAGGAUUGUUAAAGAUGUUUUUAACAGGGUUGGAUUCAAUAUGGGUUUUACGAAUCGACCCUAUUUUGUCUCUGCUUUCUCUGCUAUUGUUCGAAUGGCAGAAGUACCUAGAAGAGUGAAGAAUCCUAAGAUAAUUACAAAAUUCACUGGAGAAGUUGGCGAAUCAACUACUGAGCAUAUUGCUAGAUAUUUAGUUGAAAUCGAAAAUCUGGCGAAUGAUAAGAAUUUGAAAAUGAAUUUUUUUCCUUCUUCGAUAACAAAGAAUGCAUUUACUUGGUUUUCAAAUCUUAGGCCUAAUUCGAUGACGAGUUGGGCACAGUUAGAGAAUGCUUUUCAUGCUCAGUUUUAUAGAAGAGAGUUAAAUUUAGCGGUUACCGAUCUAGUGGCUUUGAAACGUGAUGAUGAAGAGUCAAUGGAUGAUUACAUGAUUCAUUUCAAAAACACUUGA